AUGGCGGAGAAGGGCCUCACGGCUACUCCAGAAACUCCUCCAGCCAGGACCCGCAAACUCAUCCAGGAGGCAAUAGCUGAGCAUCUCGACAUCGAAGCAUUUUCUUCCUCCAGAGCCUUUCUCAUUGCCGAUCUCGGUUGCUCGGUUGGGCCCAACACAUUCUACGCUGUGAGCAACGUUCUUCAAGUAGUAGAGCAGAAGUGCCAAUCCCUAGGACUCGACUCUCAAAUCCUUGAAUUCCAAGUAUUCUUCAACGAUCAUGUGGGGAAUGCUUUCAACACCCUCUUCAGAUCACUCCCACCAGCCCGACGAUAUCAUGCAGCCAGUGUGCUGGGUUCAUUCUACGGCCGCUUAUUUCCCAAAAUCCGUCUCCACUUUCUUUACUCUUCCUUCGCUCUUCAUUGGCCUUCAGGAGCUCCAAAAGAAGUUCAGGACAAGAGCUCUCCAGCCUGGAAUAAAGGCAGGAUAUUUUACCCCAAUGCCAACAAAGAAGUCAUCAAAGCAUACGCAGCACAAUUCGCUAAGGACAUGGAGGUUUUUCUUUGUGCUGGAGCGCAAGAAGUUGUUCUUGGAGGACUAAUGGUGCUUACCUUUAUCACCCGUCCUGACGGAGCUCCUCAUUCUCAAGUUUUUAUCAACAUGUCUUUAGAUUUGUUGGAAUCUUGCCCCAUGGACAUGGUCAAGAAGAUAAAACAAAUGAUGUUAGUCGAGUCCUGCUAG
Eucalyptus grandis is the source of this 720-nucleotide messenger RNA. Its product is annotated as loganic acid O-methyltransferase. Lineage: Eukaryota; Viridiplantae; Streptophyta; Magnoliopsida; Myrtales; Myrtaceae. The transcript has 2 exons. Bases 1 to 720 code for a protein of 239 amino acids. Gene Ontology annotation, biological process: methylation. The record is from RefSeq and is a predicted model, not a curated record. Gene Ontology annotation, molecular function: S-adenosylmethionine-dependent methyltransferase activity.